Molecule: messenger RNA, 1268 nt
Organism: Macrosteles quadrilineatus (aster leafhopper)
Lineage: Eukaryota; Metazoa; Arthropoda; Insecta; Hemiptera; Cicadellidae
Exons: 3
Coding region: 494-883 (129 amino acids)
Source: RefSeq, a predicted model, not a curated record
UAUGCAUAAAGGUCCAUUUCCUAUCCUGCGACUGUUACGAGCCGCGCGGCUGAAAAAAUUGACUGCUUUAAUGCAAAGUAAAUGCAACCGUUUCCUAUCGAGCGUCUACAGCCGCGCGACUGAAGCGACUUGAGCCGCGUGGCUCGAGCUGUCGCAACUGGACUGCUCCGUGAGCAGUUCAGUCGCUCAGUCGCGUGGCUGUAACGAAAUAGUUCAUACAUACGGAGUUGAGGUGCGAAUUGAUAGUAUACUGAGUUGUUUGAUUGUGGGGUUUUUGAUAGUUAAAUACUGAGUUUCAAGUGUGUGCCUUCAAAAUCAUGGAUGAUUCAAGGUUAAUUGAACUUGUUCGUCAACACCCAUCUGUUUUAACCCCAAACACCCCCAAUACAAGGAUGCAUAUGUGCGAGAAAACGUCUGGAGACAGAUUUCUAAAGAAACUGAUGUACCAAGUGAAGAAUGCAAACACAGAUGGAAGAAUACUAGAGACACGUAUAUGAGACGCAAAAGGGCCAGUAAACUACCCACAGGAUCUGCUCGGUCAAGAAAGCUGCGCAAAUGGCAUCUGGAAGAACAUCUCGAGUUCCUAAACUACGUAGAUUGUGAAAGAGAGACUUUAACAAAUAUGACACAAAUUGAAAUGCAAGAUGAAGAGAUUGACACAGAAUAUGGAAAAGAGCAGUCUGAAGAGUUGGCAGAUGAGUUGCUCCUGCCGAAUGACAAUAGUAACGCACUUGACAGCACCAAUGGCAGUACCUCUAAGGUAGCAGAAGAACAACCGACAAAAGAAGCUGCAAACUGUAGUAACAAUCAGUCUAACAAACGUAAGCCCAUAACAAAAGUAUCCGGGGAAAACGUCUUGAAAUUAUUUAAAAAAAAAUUCUGAAGAUAGAAUAAAACUUCUAACUACAAUUUUGGCAAAGCCCAACGAACCCUGGCAAGAACCACAGGAUGCUAUUGAUGUAUUCUUCCAAAGUAUGGGCAUGGCGGUGAAGAAGAUGUCUACUUAACGCCAAAUUCGCGCUAAAAUGGAGAUUUGCAACAUGGUCAGUCAACUUGAACUCGAAGAACUUCGAUCAAACUCAGUACUUGUGCCUCCAUAUCUUCAAAGCUCCACAUAGUCAGGGACCUUAUCACCCCAAGAACUUGGAAACGAUAACAACACCAUGAAUAUACAUUAUUUAACAAACUAUUUGCAUAAUUAACCUUUUUGUAAUUUACAUUUGGCAGUUUGGUGUGUUACAUAUGUAACUUAUUUUCAAUAAAGUACA